GUGAAGAAUGAAUAAGAAGAACUAUUCCCCUCUCUUCUCUUGUGUCUUUUUCUCUCUAAUCUUCUCUUAUAGUUGUUUAUAUUUUCAUUAGUUUCAUAACAGUAGGAAAGCUUUUUAAUAAUAUUAUAGAUGUUGAGAGAAAUUACGAGUUAUGUUCGUAAACGUAACUCAGGAAAACUUAUGUAUUCGUUGGAUUAAGUUUGUUCAUUAACACCCUAUAUUUGUAAGUGUAGUUAACCUUUAUCUUUAAGACGUCGCCUCGGGUUAAGAUUGGUGGAAGUGUUCGACAACAUCAGAAGAAGGCAUCACCCAGAAAGGUUGUACCUCCUCCUUGACAGGGCGCUAAGGGGCGCCAGCAGCCUGAUCGGCGUGCCAAAGCUCCACAACGCCAGCAGGGUGUGGGCCAGAUGGCGGCAGCUUUCGAGCAAUCGAGGAGACGCAGGCUGAUUUUACAAGAGGAAUCUGAGGAGGAGGAGGAGGAGGAGGAGGAGGAUGAGACCAUUGGUGGUGGGUCAAAUCCCCCUAUAAAGCUGGGUGUUCCUGUUGGACCGACGAAGGACCCUAGCUCGAAACCUCGGGCUCGCCCGCGUCUUCGAAAAGGAGGAGCAGUCUGCACUCUCAGUUCAUCCCACAAGGAUGGGGGCUCUACUCCUUCUGGCGAUCUGCUUGACUUGGUGGAGAGGGAUUUUGUUGAUCCUUUGGGCGAGCCAGUUGAGGAGACUCAACAUAAUGACAGUGAUUCUGAUGAUGAUCAGACAGUUGAGGAUCAUAACUCCUUUGAGAUCAAGCGACGGUCGCCAGUCGAGGAUACUUUGAAAACUCGCUACAUCAUGAAAGGGCGUGUCCACCAAGUAGUGGAAGCGUUUGAAGUUGGGUUAGUCAUUGCAAGGGAGGAGGAUGGUGGGGACAAGGGAGGGAGUUCAAGGCUGAAUGAAUAUGGGUCUAAUAUGUUGGACCCUAUCAUGGAGAAUCGGAAACGUGUGAUUGAUGAGUUGGAGGGGGAGGUAGGUAACCCUCCUACCCCAAAGAAACAGUUUGUGGAAUCGGUUGAUGAUCUGGAUAAGGUGGAGAAAGCCAGCCUCGAGUGGCCCCCAGAGGAUAAAUGAGGCUUCUGGCCUGUGACACUCUAAAACACAACACCUAACAAUGGCCAAGUGUAACCAAUGAAAGGGACUGCAGUAU
Linum trigynum is the source of this 1182-nucleotide messenger RNA. The record is from the annotation of a GenBank genome assembly. NCBI's taxonomy places the organism in Eukaryota, Viridiplantae, Streptophyta, Magnoliopsida, Malpighiales, Linaceae.